Molecule: messenger RNA, 2787 nt
Organism: Eleginops maclovinus (Patagonian blennie)
Lineage: Eukaryota; Metazoa; Chordata; Actinopteri; Perciformes; Eleginopidae
Gene: fastkd5
Product: FAST kinase domain-containing protein 5, mitochondrial
Exons: 2
Coding region: 111-2534 (807 amino acids)
Biological process (GO): mitochondrial RNA processing; regulation of mitochondrial mRNA stability
Cellular component (GO): ribonucleoprotein granule; mitochondrial matrix
Molecular function (GO): RNA binding
Source: RefSeq, a predicted model, not a curated record
UUACAGUGUGAUUGCAGCAUGUUUCUAGAAGGGAUCUUUUGACUUUCAAUCAUGGCCAAAACUUCAUGAGGGUUUUACACGUUUCUGUAUAAUCAAAGGCUGGCAGAUUGAUGGCUGCCUGUGUGCUGUGUCGACGGGUGCCCAGGCCACGAUACCUCCUAGGCUUGAGAACGGACCGGACCCAAGCUCAGCAUGUGCCUGUCAAACAAAAGGAUGCGACUGAUGAUCACAAGGAAAAGAAAGCAGCAUUGCAAAAGCAGGAGGCCUCACCCCAAGAAGGAUACAGGCUGUUUUACAACCCUUCCUCAUAUCACCCCUCUGUGUGGACCGCUGCAUCCUCCAAGAGCCAGACAGAUAAUGAGGAGGAUGAACAGUGUCUAUCCACACUCGCACCUUCCUUUUGGCAACAGGGCAAUCGCUACAGUGUGAGUUGCUCCCGUCACCUCUCCAGCUCAAAAAACACACUGCUUGACUUAGCAUUCAACACAGAUCCUGAACCUGAGAGGCCUUCAGUUUCUUCCCUCAGAAAACCCACACCGCCAGAUGUGAAAGUAAAUACACGUGCUUUCCUCAAAUGUCGGCCUGAGUAUGCCUCUACGACCAUUGACCUCACCAAACGGCCUCGCCUGAUUGAAAUGGAAGAGGCCUUGCCACUGCUCGAAAAAGUGAUUGUUUUGAAAGGCAGCAUGAAACCAUCUGAUGUGUGUCACUUUCUUACGGAGCUCAGCCGCUUGCACCGUGACAAGAUGUCAUUUGUGAGGAGUGACCAACGCUUCUUCAUGCUCCUACGAUAUUCCGUGGAACACCUUUGCUUCUUCACUGAGCUGCAGCUUCUGGAGGUGCUUCAGGCGUUUGUGUGGCUUGACAUGCCCUCCGACCACACUAUACUUAGGCAUUAUGAGGCAGAGUUGAUCCGCCGGGCCAACCAGAUGAGUUUACAUCAGCUGCUGUUAGCUGCUGACUUGUGGCGUUGUAUUGGGAGGCAGGUCCCCCAAUACUUACAGCACCUCUAUGAUUCGGUCCGUCUGCAUUGGGAAGAGAUGGAGGUCGCUGAACUGGUGCAUCUGUUGUAUAUAAUUGGAGAGGGUAGGCAGUGCCCAAAAGACUUAAUGCAUCCCGUAGAGCAGCAACUCAUGCGUCACCUACAUCAACUGCUCCCUGAGGAGGUUGGUGCUGUAUGCCUGGGGCUCUUUAAGUCCAAGUUUUCAGUAUCUGAGGGUGCAGUCACUCGUAUUGUUGAUAAGGGGCACUCCCUGAUAGAAGACAUGAGUGACUUUGCCAUAGUGAAUGUUCUGAAAUUCCUGCGUUUCAGCUACCUGUAUCACAGGGCUUGGCUGCAGGCAAUGUCUCAGGAAGUUCCUCGACGGGCCAAAAAGAUGGGUGUCCAGGGGUUGAUGCAUGUGGCGUUGGGCUGCUCAGCGCUGCAUUACCGUGAUGAUAACAUCCUAUUGGCAAUUGCUGAGAGAGUUCCCUCGCUGGUGGCACACUGUAGGAUUAAAGACUCAUGUAAACUGCUGUGGGCCCUGGGCACAUUAGGGUUUCUCCCAGUCCAGAGCCCAAGCUUCUAUCCAAGCCUUACAAAGGCACUGAGAGAGAGAAAAGCUGAAUUCCAGCGAUACCCUGAGCAUCUUCUUACUGCUCUUUUAGGCCUGGCCUUUGUCUCCCAGUUUCCACAAGACCUUAUUACAAUAGCUUUGAGUCCUGACUUUGUCAAGUCAGCACUGAGUUCUACAAAGUUGGAGCUGAAAAAAGACUUACUCACUUUAGAUGAGACCGUGGGUUUGGAGUUACCUCAUUGGAGUGGCCCACGACUGAGCUGUGAACUGAGGGAGGAAGUGACAGAAAUGCUGUGGAGGUUUGCUCAAUCAGACUUGUGCCACAAACCAGAGGUUCUGGAGGCAGAAUCUGCUCUUCAGGAUCUGCUUGGUGGAGAGAAGUUUGUUUGUAAGAGAAUGAUUCUCCCCCACACUCGCUCAAUCGACCUGGAAGUGCAUUUUGACUCCAGUGGACAGCCAAUACCUGUGGACUCAGCAUUGCACACAACGACCAUACCUCCAGAGCACAAUUCAUCAACAUCUGUUUCUCAUCAGGGUUGGGAAGCAGUUAUAACUGAUGAACUGUUCGCACAACUAAUAAAUAACAAAAACGGCACCAAACCUUUAACCCCGUCUCCUACAUCUGAGCUUAAAUCUCCUCACAGAGUAGAGCCUGAUGAUGGUAGGAGACAGUUUGACACAGGGCUAUACCUGACCAGUGACAUCAUAGAAAAUCUUGCCAGACCAUGUAGCCAAGACUCAGCACCUCAGGACUCUAGAAACACUGUGAAACUUGCCAUCCAAGUUUCAAGCAAAAACCACUAUUGCUACCAUUCACAGCAGUUGAUGGGCCUUUAUGCCAUGAAGAGGAGGCACUUGAAGUUGGCAGGAUACAGGGUUGUAGAGCUUAGCUUUCACGAGUGGUUUCCCAUGCUGAGGAAAAGCAGGGCUGAGAAGCUUGCACACCUGCACUGCAAAGUGUAUAACAGUCUGCAAUGAUUCUCUGAACUGUAAGAGCCCCAAAACAUCCCAGCAGAUUCAGACUUUAAACUGUGUUGGCAAGUUGGCUGUUUGGGAAUGCACCAAAAAACGGCCUGUUUAAAAAGAGGUUCAUUGUUAAUUCAUCCACAUCCAUCAUUUGCUUUUUGUGUGUGUGUUUAAUUCCAAAUUCAUGUCUGAAGAAGUUUGUCAAAAUGUGUGACAUUUCAGGACAUUUCUUGAAAAUAAUGCAUAUUAAAAAAUCUAAUUUUCA